Anguilla rostrata (American eel) is the source of this 4808-nucleotide messenger RNA. RefSeq names its product doublecortin-like kinase 1a (gene dclk1a). The transcript is spliced from 16 exons. Bases 201 to 2453 code for a protein of 750 amino acids. The record is from RefSeq and is a predicted model, not a curated record. Lineage: Eukaryota; Metazoa; Chordata; Actinopteri; Anguilliformes; Anguillidae. Gene Ontology annotation, biological process: protein phosphorylation; intracellular signal transduction. Gene Ontology annotation, molecular function: protein kinase activity; ATP binding.
GCGCAGGUAUAUGCUGCCACUGACUGACAAUUGCAACGCGAACGCAGUGUAGACUAAUCAACGUAGUAGUCUACUUUCCGAAGAUCAUUCUGAUUGCAGGAAUCACAGGUUUACGCAAAGCCUUGACAGGAUCACCGAGGACACCACCGCAAGGUUCUAAAGUAGCUGCGCCUAACCGUCAUUUGGGGUUUGAGAUAGAGAUGGAGCUGGAGCAUUUUGACGAGCGGGACAAAGCCCGGAGACACUCGCGCAGGGGCUCGCGACCAAACGGCUUUCCCAGCCCGACCCACAGCGCCCACUGCAGUCUGUACCGCACGCGCACCCUGAAAGCGCUCAUCUCGGAGAAGAAGGCUUGGAAGGUCCGUUUCUACCGCAACGGGGACCGUUACUUCAACGGGAUCGUGUACGCCGUCUCCCAGGACAGAUUCAGGUCCUUCGACGCCCUGUUGGCGGACCUGACCCGCACCCUGUCCGACAAUGUCAACCUGCCACAGGGGGUUCGGACCAUCUAUACAGUCGAUGGCAGCAAAAAGAUCACCGGCAUCGAUCAGCUGGUUGAAGGCGGGAGUUACGUGUGCAGCUCCAUCGAGCCGUUCAAGAAGCUGGACUACACCAAGAACGUCCACCCCAACUGGUGCGUGAACCCGAGGGCCUCCGGGACGUCCCGGGCGCCGCCCUCGCUGGCCAGCGCCAUGGGGGGCACCCCGGAGACCCGGGAGGCCAAGGACUUCAUCCGGCCCAAGCUGGUGACGGUGGUCCGCAGCGGCGUGAGGCCGCGCAAGGCCGUGCGCGUCCUGCUCAACAGGAAGACCGCCCACUCCUUCGAGCAGGUCCUCUGCGACAUCACCGACGCCAUCAAGCUCGACUCCGGGGUGGUCAAGAGGCUCUACGCCCUGGACGGGAAGCAGGUGAUGUGCCUUCAGGAUUUCUUCGGGGACGACGACAUCUUCAUCGCGUGCGGCCCGGAGAAGUUCCGCUACCAGGACGACUUCCUCCUGGACGACAGCGAGUGUAGGGUGCUGAAGUCCACCCCUUAUGGGAAGAUCUCCAUGCAAAACCGGGGGUCUCCCAAAAGUGCUGGGACGUUCCGGCUGAGCAAGUCUCCUGUGUCUGCCAGCUCAGUGAACGGGGCUCCAGGCAGCCAGCUCUCCACGCCUUGCUCUGGGAAGUCUCCCUGUCCCUCCCCCAGCAGCCCCAGUAGCCUCACAAGAUGCAAGGAGUCUCAAAAUGGUGGCUCCUCCCUCUCCCUGGCUUCCACCAAAGUCUGCAGCUCAUUGGACGAGGGUGACGCGGCAGGAAAUGAAGUAGCAGCGGCUGAUCCCAGCGGUCGGUGCGAUUUGAUUGGUCUCCCCGUUCCCAUGGCAGCGGAGGUGCUGGAGGACCAGCCGCAGGUGCCCGCCUCCAUUUCGGAGCGGUACAAGGUGGGGCGCACCAUCGGGGACGGGAACUUCGCGGUGGUGCGCGAGUGCGUGGAGAGGUCCACCGGGAGGGAGUACGCGCUCAAAAUCAUCAACAAGGGGAAGUGCGGAGGCAAGGAGCACAUGAUCCAGAACGAGGUGUCCAUCCUCAGACGGGUGAAGCACCCCAACAUCGUGCUGCUGAUCGAGGAGAUGGACACCUACGGCGAGCUCUACCUGGUCAUGGAGCUGGUCAAGGGGGGCGACCUCUUCGACGCCAUCACCUCCACCAACAGGUACACGGAGCGAGACGCCAGCUGCAUGCUGCACAACCUGGCCAACGCCAUCAAGCACCUGCACAGCCUUAACAUCGUCCACCGGGACAUCAAACCGGAGAACCUCCUGGUUUACGAACACCAAGAUGGUAGCAAGUCCCUCAAGCUUGGCGAUUUCGGCUUAGCCACUGUUGUGGACGGACCCCUUUAUACUGUGUGUGGGACACCCACCUAUGUAGCACCAGAGAUUAUUGCAGAGAGCGGGUACGGCCUUAAGGUGGACAUCUGGGCGGCCGGCGUCAUCACCUACAUCCUCCUCUGCGGCUUCCCUCCGUUCCGGGGAAGUACUGAAGACCAGGAAGUCCUCUUCGAUCAGAUUCUGCUGGGACAGCUAGACUUCCCAUUACCCUACUGGGACAAUGUUUCAGACAGUGCUAAGGAGCUGAUUCAGUCGAUGCUGCAGGUGGAGGUUGAUCAGAGAUACACGGCCCUUCAGGUCCUGCAGCACCCCUGGGUCAAUGACGGGGGCCUGCCGGAGAACGAGCACCAGCUGUCUGUCGCCGGAAAGAUCAGGAAGCACUUCAACACCUGCCCCAAACCGGACAGCCCCACGGCCGACGUGUCCGUCACUUCGCUGGAACAUGACUUUGCCAUCCAGAGAUCGGGCUCUUUGGACUACUACCAACACCCUGGAAUGUACUGGAUUAGGUACGGCACUAACAUGCAAAGUUACCAUGGCAACGUGCUGGUUGCCCCAUCACCCCAUUGGCCAAACCUUUGAUUUUGUAUGAUGUGCGUCCCCCUCUCCAUCCGCCUCACAAUCCAUCUCUCCAUCCGUCUCACCGUCCAUCUCUCCAUCUCCCUCUCCUUUCCUGAAGUUCUUCUCCAUCUCUCUCCAGACCCCCGCUCUUAAUACGGAGGGGAAGGUUCUCAGACGAAGACGCCACCAGGAUGUGAGAGCAGCCGAAACACGCAGCCCCGCCCCCUUAUGACAUGACCGGGUCGGCAGACUCCUCCCCCCCUGGUCCUCUGAGCUCCGCCCAUCUCCUGACUCACCCUUCUAGAACACUGGACUGCAGUACAAGAGGAGGGGAGGGAAGGGGAUGGGGAGAAUGGGAUGAAUGGGAAAGAAAUGGGGGAGGAAUGAUGGCUAAGGGGAGGGAGGGGAGAGGAGAGGGGGAAAAACAGAAAACAGUAAUGAAGAGGGGGAGCAAAUAAAUGAGGAAAAAAGGAGAAGGGGAGGGAACUGGAAUAAAGGAAGAGGAAAGGAGAAUUAGAAAGGAGAGUGGUUAAGGAAGUAGGCCUAAUCCAAAACCUUGCUGUACACCAAGCACAAUGGUGCGAACAGAACUGAGAUCACCCUGGAUGUUUUCCUUCAAACAUCACUCGUUUACAUCUUUAUUUAUUUCAUAUUUUAUCUAUUUAUUUAAUAUUUAUUGUAAUUUUUUAUUUUUUAACCGGAGAAUGGUGCGUGAAGAGAUUCAGCCUACACGAGUGAUGGACGCUCGAGCCAAUUUUAGAAUGAACCUGUGCAGCCACUUUAAGCGCUGAAACAGCAGGCUUAUUUUUAGCGUUUCUCAUAUUUUUUUCAGCUUUUGUAAAUGUUUCAUACACACUCGAUAUCGGUUUGUGAAAACUUUACUUUUCAAAGAGAGCCGUGACGUGUCUAUUUCCCUUUGAGUGUUGAGAGUUUUGAAGCACUGGUGCCUACUUUUUGUGUCGGUCUGAAAAGGCGGAUAGCUGUGAAUCAACACACCCCCUUAUGAAACCGUAUUCAUAAAAACCACCAAUCAGCUCACAGAACCGCGAACUCAUAUUCGAAGCUGUCGAUAUCGCGACAUCGAACAAGGGUAAAGAUAGAACAGCAAUAGACGGAUCAGCGCUCUCACGACGAAUUAGUGUUACAACGGGAAUCCUGGUGAAGGACUGCUUUGUAAAUAAUAUCCGAUUUAUUUUAAUAGCUAAUAAAAAGUAUUUAUCUUAUUUUUACAGCACCGCCUUUAGAGAGAGAGAGAGAGAAAAAAAACGGAUAGGCCUACCUCCAUACAAAACUGUCACCGUUAAAAUAUGUAUUAACCCCGCGCGUGCUGGGACCUCUGGCUGGGACCCAUCAUUGGCAAGAUCUCACGAGUAGCCCCUAGCAAAUUUCGCGGAUGAGCACGGACGGAUAUGCCUACCGAAGCGACUCCUGUAUGCGACCCAAAAACCAUCGAAAGCAGAUUUGAAGAGUAGACAAAAUAAGCCGCUCUAGUCUUUAAUCCCUGACAGCAGUCCAAUCACGGAAAAUAUUAAAUAACCGAUAUUAAACGACGAAUGUGCAGUCGGUUUAGUGUCCUCGUUUCACCUGUGUAACUAUCUUUCUUGUGAUAUGUCAAAUGAAAAAAAAAAAAACAUAAACUGUACGUGUCGUGCAGAGCGUCAUUACAAUGUCAUACCUCAAUAAGUGCGAUUAUAUUAUUGUAAAUACUGUAAUUACCAUGCCGCUACUGUUUCGUGUCCAUUGCACAGUCAACGCUUCGAUCCCCUUCACUCGAAAAAAAAAUUGUUAACAUAAAACUUAGAAAAAUUACAGAUACGGAGGUCUUUUGAAGCCAUUUAACGUUACGGGGACAAAUAUUUUCUAUCCAAGGUAUUAAGGGGUCAAGUUAAUGACAGAUAGCAGGGUGCUGAUUGAGAUAUUGACGAAGCGUGUGUUAUAACUAGGCUUAUAACACUGAAUGAAUGGAUGUUUUUGUAAAGUUUGGUGCAAAUGUAGCAUUUUUUUAAAUUGCGAAGAUAACCGGGUGUUUUUUCCUCUUGUCUACAGAGGGCAAUAUUUUGUAUGUAUGUGUGUACGUACAGUAUGGGUGUGUUCAAGGAUAUGUGAACUACGCAGUUCUCUGGGCGAACGAACAACUGUUGUAAAGAGGCACCGAAGGGGAAGGCCUACGCAACGUGUAUUUGUAAUAAGAAUAUUUACAGUGUUUGUAAGUGCUGAUCACGACUUGAGAAUUUGCUGCAAUAAAGUCAAAGUACAGUACUUGUUUUGUUCAAAGUGUUGAUCUAAUAACCCAAAAGCAUUGCUCGACUUUUUAAAAAUGCAACUAUUUAAUCCGAUUACAAAUGAAAAAUAAAGAUUCUUUGGUGAACACUGGCA